This is a messenger RNA of Ahaetulla prasina, 5172 nucleotides long. RefSeq names its product adrenoceptor beta 2 (gene ADRB2). Gene Ontology annotation, molecular function: norepinephrine binding; beta2-adrenergic receptor activity. Gene Ontology annotation, cellular component: membrane. The coding region runs from base 1961 to 3187 and encodes 408 amino acids. Gene Ontology annotation, biological process: negative regulation of smooth muscle contraction; norepinephrine-epinephrine-mediated vasodilation involved in regulation of systemic arterial blood pressure; adenylate cyclase-activating adrenergic receptor signaling pathway. Lineage: Eukaryota; Metazoa; Chordata; Lepidosauria; Squamata; Colubridae. The transcript is spliced from 2 exons. The record is from RefSeq and is a predicted model, not a curated record.
AAAGCUUAUCAAAUAUGUAAUUGCCUGAUUCUUGCUUUAUUUUUAUUGGAAGUCUGGCUGCUUGAGCAGUUCUAUCCACAUUUCCACACAUACUACUGUACUUCGCUGCUUUAAACUAAGUUAGAACACAAAAGUGCUGUUCCUGGAUCAUACCUAAGAAUUUUAUAGUUCUGCCUGAAAACUCAUCAGCUGGUGGGUUUGAGCCCUCUCUCAAUUGUUGCUCUCCAGCUGUGGUUCUUCAGAAGUGUGGAUGAGCUAAGAAUUUUAUUUGCUUUUUUGUUAGGUAUUCAUCAUGCUCUACAAAUUGAUAAGUAAGAAAGGCAGAAUUUAAACAUUAAAAAAAACUUAAAAGAGUGGGGGAAGCUGAUAGUUUUAUCUAUUUAGGUUUAAAGAAAUCCUUGUGUGUUCAGCCAUGCUUAUGAUAUUAGAUUACUGGCCUUCUGUCUGACAGGUUCCUUAUAUCUAUCACCUAUUUGGCAAACAAACCCAAGAUGGUUCUUUCCGUGCUGCUGUGUUGAAACUGGCUGGUACAGAUGAAUGAGAGUUUUGUUUAGUUUGCUCUUCUAGUAAGAACGUAAGACCAUUUCACAGUUUCUUCAUCCAUAGGCUGGAAGGCAUUUGAUUUUUUUAAAAAAGAAAACAGUUUGGUUCCGCUUUAUUUAGAGAGCCCUCGCUUCAGAUAUAGGAGAUAGGAUCUGAGUACAAUCACCGGUAUUCUAUCUGCAAACUGUUUGGAUAGCAUUUUUUUCCUUUAAGAAAACAACCAAAACUCACCUUUUAUCUUACAAUAGACUCUAUUUAAUAGUGGUUUACUCUGUAAAUAAUGCCACCAGUCGAAGGAGGCAAAGUAGAAACACCAUAUUGUAAUUGCAUAUGAACAGACGCUUCUCCUUCCCAAUAAAAAAAAUAAGGACAUUUUCCCAGGCGGUGGGAUCAGCCCAAGACAACUGGAAAAAGUUUGGAAACGGAUGCCAAACAUACAGCUUCAAUGUCACAGAGGCUGCAAAAUCGAGGUCCGGAGGGCAGCCAAGCACUCUUUGCGCUGCGCGUGGGAUUGGGGUUCCACUCCACCCUGCGUUCUCCCAGGUGAGGUUUUGGUGCCUCGGUGGAAGGUGCCUGCCUGGACGCUCCCAGCACCUGAGGGUCGAUGACGCACCGCAAAGGGCACCAAGUUCUUGAUCAAAGUCUCGCCUGCAUUUCCCGCUGAAACAUAUCAAAUCCCCGGUAUCCCUCCUCGUCCCAUUCCCGGCCACCCCUUCCUGAUCUGCCUGCCCGAAUGGCUUCCCGAGCCAGAGGACAGCCGAGGAACAGAAGCCGGCAACGGGAUCGGCGGUUUCCCAGCGGCCAGAAGACGCUAACUUUAAUUGGGGUUAUGGAGGAAACGGAGUCGUGAGCGGUAGCCACGGCGCAGAAGGAAGCUUUCAGGCUAGGAGUAAGGAAGCAAAGUAGCCGCAAGGCGCACUGGCUGGUUGUAAACUGCCACCGCCGAGCGGUCCCCACGGCGUGUGUGUGUGUGUGUGUGUUGGCAGGCUAUUGGCUGAAGGUAGCUUGACGUCACAAGUGAGAGUUCCUAUAAACUCCCUAAACAUAACGGGCUCCGGACAAGUUCCAGCCGGCAAGGGUUACUCCGAGGUGCGCGGGAGGUGAUCAAAGCGAAGCGAGCCUGAGGAUAGGACGCGACAAAACGCUGUUCAGACUGCUGACUGCAUGAGGCGCACCAUCGCGUCCACCCUCCGGUUCCCUUGCCAAGCCCGGCUCUUGUCUUCCAGCGGGCCAGUAGCAUCUGGGAGCGGAGUUCCUGCAAAGGUUAAGUGGACGGGGACUUUGGAACUGUCGAGCCGACGAAAGCAAGCAGAGCGCGGCAGCGCCUUCGCCGAGCGCCCCGGCGGGAUUGGCUCCUAUUCAGGAUCGGCCGGGGCCGAGAAAAAGAGCGAAGCUUGUUUCGAGGGCUACUGGCACAAUGGUGACGCUGAGCCCCGUCGAUUCGGUGCACCUCACGCUGAGCGCUAACGGCAGUAACAGGCAGAGCCCGGACAAUUCCAGCGCGUCGGGAGAAGGCUGGGUGGUGGGCAUGUCCAUUCUCAUGUCUUUGAUCGUCCUGGCCAUCCUCUUUGGCAACGUGUUGGUGAUCACGGCCAUCGCCAAAUUCCAGAGGCUGCAGACGGUCACUAACUAUUUCAUCACUUCUUUGGCAUGUGCGGAUCUCCUGAUGGGCCUGGGAGUGGUCCCUUUCGGAGCCAGCUACAUCAUUCAGCGCACCUGGAAGUUUGGGAGUUUCUGGUGUGAGUUUUGGAUCUCAAUUGACAUCCUCUGCGUGACAGCCAGCAUUGAGACGCUGUGUGUCAUUGCUGUGGACAGGUACUUUGCCAUCACUUCUCCUUUCAAGUAUCAGAGCCUUUUGACCAAAAAUAAAGCCAGGAUGGUCAUCCUCUUGGUUUGGAUCAUUUCAAUCUUGACUUCCUUCUUACCUAUCCAGAUGGAGUGGUACAGAGCCAAAGGGCUGGAGGCCAAGUAUUGCUAUUCGAAUGAGAGCUGCUGUGACUUCUUCACCAACCGGGAGUAUGCUAUUGCUUCCUCUGUCAUCUCCUUCUAUGUACCUUUGGUGGUCAUGGUUUUCGUCUAUGCCAGAGUCUUCCAGGUUGCUAAGAAGCAGCUAAAAAAAAUAGACAAAUGUGAAGGACGAUUUCAUCAGCAAAAUUCCAACCAGGAGCGAAACGCGGGAAAAGGAAACCAUAGGAAAGCAUCAAAGUUUUGCUUGAAAGAGCACAAAGCUCUCAAAACUCUGGGCAUUAUCAUGGGUACUUUCACUCUGUGUUGGCUCCCAUUUUUCAUUGUCCACAUUGUGCGUGUUAUUGAAGAGACCUUGAUUUCCAAAAAUGUGUAUAUCUUUUUGAACUGGGUGGGAUAUGUCAAUUCUGCUUUCAACCCUUUAAUUUACUGCCGAAGCCCAGACUUCAGGUAUGCUUUCCAGGAGAUCCUGUGUUUCCGGAGGUCUGCCUUGAAAAUGUACGUCAACGGAUAUUCCAAUAGCAAUGGGAAAACGGACUACAAUGGGGAUCACAAUGACUAUCAUGCAAGUGAACACAAGACUGGCCAAUGGCUGUGUGAAGAAGGAAGUCCCCCUACUGGGGAAGAGUUUGUGCAUUGCAAAGAAAUCCCUGGGUGUCCUGGAAUGGUUGAAAGUUGAAUGGAGAAAGAACUCCUCACCCUUUGCAGAAGCUUGUGAAGAGACGAGUCCAAGUUCAGCCAUAUUUCUGUCAGGAUGGGAGAACUACACAUUCCUUCAAAGAAGGACAAAGGAAUGAGCAGAAUGGAGUAAACCAAGACUCCAGAUUGUGAAACAUGAGGAAUCUGCAGCGAAUGAAUCAUUCUGGGACCCAACUAGGAGAAACCAAAUUCAUCGUGCGAAAGUACUGCUUGAGAUUGGAUUGGGAGAACCUUCAUAGUGCAAUAAUGAAAACGUUUCAUGGAGCUGAAUCAUACGAGUUUUCAGAAGCUGGGGAAGAGUUAAAACAAUCUUUCACAACCCCACAGGAAAUCUCAAGGAACUGAAAGUUUGGGAAUAUGCUUUCCCGUAUUAUUCUUAGACUACUAAUAAGAAGGACACAUAAGAUCAGGCUUUUUAGCUAGCGGAUUGUUAGGAUUGGAACCAGAUCUUAGUGCAGCCCAUGAUAAUCACAAGUUUAGGAAAACAAAAAAUAGCCCUGGAACUCGUAAACAGGGAAGCACUAUUAAAAUGGGUUUACAAUGCAUUCUCAAACUAGUUUCUAUUAUUGCAAGUCUUUAAAAAGCCAAGUUGUACCGCAUAGUUUCAAAAACAUUACUCAACUUUUAUUAACUUUUUAACUAACUUUUAUUCAGCAUUUGCGGAAUCAGUUUUCAGUGACAAAGACAUCUGUCCAUUUUCCUUUAAAGAAUAACUGAAAAAGGACAUGGUUGGAAGACACUCUUCUCUUUUCUAUAUGUAUAAAUGUUAUCUCUUUCUCAUACAUUUCUCUCUACUUUUAAAAAACCAAACAAUCUCUCUCUCUCUCUCUCUCUCUCUCACACACACACACACACACACACACACACACUCCUUUCCUUUCCUUUCCUUUCCUUUCCUUUCCUUGCCUUGCCUUGCCUUGCCUUGCCUUGCCUUGCCUUGCCUUGCCUUGCCUUGCCUUGCCUCUUUCCCUUUCCCUUCCAAAUUGCUUUAAAAAGGGAACAGACUCAAUACAAAAUGGAGUAAAACAGUGGAUCACCAGAGAAAGUAGUGAGAAGUACAAAUUGGUUAAUGGAAAGACCUCAAGGCAAAAGAGAACCCUCAAAACUCUGAUUUUCUACCAGCCUUCAUUACUAUACAUUAGGAAUUUUGAGAUGUAAAACAUUUGAUUUCAAAUGUAAAGUGUUUCAGCCUUGAAAGUAAUUCUCAGCUUUAAAAAUGCAGAAGAAAAGGUUCUUACUCUUGAUUAUUUGACGUUUAUUUUAUGAGAUGAUAGUAAGGAACCCACUGUCAGGCCUUCCCCUGCCAGCCAGCUCAAUUGUGCAGUUGAUCAAUGAAAUAGGCAGCAAGGACUUCCUAUUUCUCCCCAAUGCCCUUUUUGCAACUGAGAGCCACAUGCCCCUCAUUGGCCAUGACUAGCUUAUCUGUGAUUUUUAAAAAAUGCCUGAUGCUCUUCUAUGGAUGAGUCAAGUUUGUGAAAGUAGUUUCCCAUCUCUUCUACAUGGAUUUCAUGUUCAGUGUUGUUGUACAGAAUUCUUCACCUCUUCUGAUUUAAGAGAAGGAAUUCCUGUUCUGUAAACUCCAAGAAAGCUAUCCGUCUGCACAGAAGUUUUGGUUGACCAGUGAUUGUAUUGUAGUUUGCACUCAAGGAUAGUAUGCACAUGUGAACCUCUAUGCAUGAUCUGUUUUAGAUCCUGCAUCUUUAAAUAUUAUGUAAGAAGAGGGAAUGGAAAAAAUUGGACUCUGCCUGGCUUUCUUUUUCUUUUUUGCUGUGAAGUUGAGAUACAAUGGGCUUCCAUCAGUGCUGCUCUCCAGUUGUGAAAUGUAUUUAUUUAUUUAUUAGCUGAUUGUAUUGUAAGAGCAACUUGCAGAAUUUGUCUGGUUUCUUAGGGUUCCUCUCUAAGGAGAGACAAUGAUGAAACCCAUAGGAAGACACUGGCUCAACCAAAAUAAAAAUGAAUCUAUUG